This is a messenger RNA of Oryzias latipes (Japanese medaka), 3935 nucleotides long. RefSeq names its product EH domain binding protein 1-like 1a (gene ehbp1l1a). Lineage: Eukaryota; Metazoa; Chordata; Actinopteri; Beloniformes; Adrianichthyidae. Gene Ontology annotation, molecular function: protein binding. The record is from RefSeq and is a predicted model, not a curated record.
GGUCGGUCAUGACUUCGGUGUGGAAGCGCGUGCAGCGCGCGGGAAAGAAAGCCUCCAAGUUUGAGUUCAUCGCCACUUUCCAGGAGCUGCUCGUGGAAUGCAGCCAUAAAUGGCAACCAGAUAAACUGAGAGUGGUGUGGACCAGGAGGAACCGACAUUACAGCACCAAGCUCCACGGCUGGCAGCCGGGCAUAAAGAACCCCUACAGAGGCCUUGUGGUCUGGCAGGUUCCAGAGAGUUUGAACAUCACGGUCACACUCUUCAAGGAACCUACUGCAAAAGAAUUUGAGGACAAGGACUGGAGGUUCGUAAUAGAAAAUGAGACUAAAGGCCAUAAAAAAGUGUUGGCCUCAGGGGAGAUGAAUAUGAAAAAAUAUGCCAGCGACACACCAGCAACAUUUGACGUCACCCUGAAACUCAAGCCUCUGUCUGUGAAAGUGGUUGAAGCUACUUUGAAACUGAGCCUGUCCUGCAUCUUUCUGAAGGAAGGCAAAGCCACGGAUGAAGACAUGCAAAGUCUUGCUAGUUUACUCAGCAUGAAGCAGAGUGACGUUGGCAAUCUGGAUGACUUUAAUGACAGCGACGAUGAAGCCAGCAAGGAGAAAAAAGGUGGCCGUGGAACUGGACAAGAAAUUCAUGUGAUGGAGAUUAGCAGACAGCUGAGUACUCUCAGUGAGGAGGACACUCAACAUACAGCUUCAGACCCCAGUGCCCUGCCCAUCCUGAAGUCCCAGCUGCUUGGAGGUGCAGACUUUGAACAAGUCAGAAGUGAAGCGAUCAAGUCGCCAUCAGCAGGGUACUUGCCUAUUCCACAUGGAAAGAUCAAACACACCAAUGCUUCAAAAACAGAAACGCAAUCGGAACAAAGCAGUGAAGCAACCGCGUUGCAGAAAAAAGCUUCCGAUGUGUCUUUCACUAGUUCUUCUGCCUCGGCGACGUCCAGCCAGUCUCUGCUGAAGUGGUGUCAGGAGGUCACGCAGGAUCACAAGGGAGUAAAGAUCUCAAACUUCUCCACUUCCUGGAGAAAUGGCCUGGCAUUCUGUGCUAUUUUACACCACUUUCAUCCAGAAAAAAUAAAUUACAAAAUGCUGGAUCCGUAUGACAUCAAGCAGAACAACAAAAAGGCCUUCGAUGGCUUUGCCGAUCUUGGUAUUUCUCGACUGAUGGAACCUUCAGACUUGGUCAUGCUUGAGGUUCCAGACCCCCUGAUUGUCAUGACCUACCUCAACCAGAUCUACACCCAUUUUACAGGCCAGCAGCUUAGUGUGCUCCACAUAGAGAAGGACUGCAGUGAAAGCAGAUAUGCGGUAGCAGAAAACUAUGACACCCCAGAGAGCCGUGAGGAAACCUUUCAGUACUGCAUCCAGAGGCUCCAGGAGCAGACCGGGACCGAAAACCGUCCAGAGAAGGCAGGCACCAGCAGCAGGAACGUGGCUCCUCCUACUGAAGCAGAGCAAAAACAAGUUCCUUCAACAAGUGCUGCAGAAAGUACUCAACAGCCAGCGCCACGACCACGGACCCGCUUUUCAACAAAGUCCAGUCUUAUUCGAGUCAAAGAUGCUGAUCUGGUUAAGAAGCGUAGAUCUCAACAAAGCACGUCAUUUGAUGGAGACGGUUCAGUGAGUGCUGUGGAACAAAGCUGGAGGAAUUCAGAAAAUGAAAAAUCGCUGACGCAGCUAAAACAAGAAGGACAGGAGCCGGGUCAAUACGUGUUGGAUCAGAUGAAAGCCCUGGAGGCAGAGCAAGCUCGCCUUGACAACAGAGCAGGAGUGGUAGAGAAGAAACUCAGACAGUUAAUAGAAACAGGUAGCGACAAGGUGGAGGAGGAGACGCUGAUUCAGGAAUGGUUCAGUCUGGUCAACAAGAAAAACGCUUUAAUCCGGAGGCAGGACCGCCUCCAACUGUUACUGCAAGAACAAGACUUAGAAGAACGACUGAAGCUGUUAAACAAAGAACUGAGAGACUUGAUGACAAUUAAAGAGUGCCACAAGUCCCAAGCGCACACACAGAGAGAGCAGCUGCUGAUCCAGGAGCUGGUGUCUCUGGUCAACCAAAGAGACAAACUGGUACAUGACAUGGACGCUAAAGAGAUGGGAGCGUUGGAAGAGGACGAACGCCUCAACCGCAGCCUCGAGCAACGGAAAAUCAAGUACGCUCAGCAACAAGAAGACAAGUGUGUUUUACACUGACCGAUCGUCAGCCUUUUACUACGAAAUGCUGUCCUAUCGCGUACAAAUGACAUAAUAACUACAACAAGCAAAGUUUCUAUUUUUAUUUUACUUUUCCCACUGCAGCUUUAAGCAAACAGUUAAAGAACAUGUGAAAAAUAUUCUCAGAAGGAGCACAGACUUUUCAAGACUGUUCAACAAAAAAAUACAAGUUAGCCAGGAGGAAUAUCAGCUUAAUUAGGAUUCAGUUUAACUUUCACGUCUUCAUUGUUCAACUUUCUGUAUUUUAGGACCUAAAAAAGUCGCCUCCUGUUCUGUAGGAGCCAAACUUGCUUUAAUUAUUUUGAAUCUGGCUUCAGGGUUGCAGGAAACCACAAACUUAAGGUCGUGUUGCACAGCUGCUGAGCACAUUUUGUACAUUUUCCACGUAUGAAAUGUCAGUCAUCCGUGAUCCAAGCGUGAUCUACGUCAUUCAUACGUGUUUCUUGCGUUCGUUGAUGUGCUCAGAUGCCCGUCGAGGGUUUCAGCCGACGGGUCUUUACGGGAAUUCAUUUUUUAGCUGUUCUGAAUUUUUGGUCAGUUGAGAAUUAUUCAGUUUGAGUAUUUUAUGUAGUUUAUACACAAUUAUUACGUAAAUCUUACAUUUUUUUAUGAGAUCCAUCCAGAAAUGUGUGUUUUUCCAGGAGCGUUCCACGUUUGUCUAACAGACUUUUCAUGCAUGAACCACUGAUGUGUAACUUUUAGAUCACGUAUACGGCGCACAGAUCACGUUCAGAUGACAUCAUUGAUGCAUGAAUCACUGAUGAAUUACAGAUAAACAUCACAAUAAUCACACGCUUCAUGUUCUACGUUGGUUUACGUGUUCUUAGCGUGUUUAUUCCUACUUCUUCUGUGGUUUUAACGUGGUUCAUUCCUGAUAGAUCUGUGAACAUUUCACCUAAAGACCACAACUUUCUGACUUUUUCAACGCAGAUUCACGUAUGACCAGUUUACAUCCGUGUCAUAUGCAUAAACUGUACAUAGCGGCUGUGGGACACGACCUUGACAGCUUCUGUUUUAAACAUUUUACAAGAGCAAAAUGUUCCAACCUUUAUACUUUCCCUAAAAGUAAUCAUUUUAUUAUUUACCAGAAACACUUCGUAACAAUGCUAAGUUGUUGAGCUUCUAACACAAAACAUUUCAGUUUUUUUUUUAAUUGUUAUUUGAAUUAACAUUUUUGUAGCACAAAUUACUAGCAAACAUUCAGCGGUGCUGUCGGCGUCAUUAGCAGACUCAGAAGAUGCUGCUAAGUCAGAAUAUGUGGCAGUAAGUCAGACAACAACAACAUCACGAGACGGUGGGUUUGCUCUUCAUGUAUGUUACAGAGUCUAGCGGCGUUCCCUCGUUUAUGACUUUCUCAGAAUAACCUGAUGGGGGAAAUCUGAAAAGCAGGAUUCCAGAUGUGUUAAUGCUGUCAAACUCCUCACCACACACUUUCUACACUUUCUCUCCCGUUUAAACUCUCAAAGUUCAAACCUUGAUAGAAAAAGAAGAAUGUAAACGCAGAUCUGACCGGGAUACAUAGAAGAUGUCGAGGGAUCACUGUGUUUUAGAAAUGAGUUUUAAACUGGAGUCAAGUUUUUUCCCUUGUGUGUACUACUUUAUCCAUGCAGUUAUUUUUCAAAUAUUUAUGAUGUGAGAUUGUGUAUGUUUGCUCCCAUGCUUUAUUUUGUUUCAUUCUGUCUCAAAUUGCUGCUUGGGGAUAAAUAAAGGUUUAUUUGAACUGAA